AUGGCCUCUGCCCAUCCUUUGAUGAAGCUACUGGAAGAAGCGGUCUGUCCCAUCUGUCUGGGUUACUUCAAGGAUCCAGUGAGCAUAGUUUGUGGACACAACUUCUGCAGAGUUUGUAUCACAGAGCACUAUGAAAAAUGGGAAAUGGAAACAGAGGGAGUUUUCUGUCCACAAUGCAAGAAAAGUAUCAAGAAAGAGAAUUUCCAGACCAACAGGCAGUUUGCCAGCAUGGUGGAAAAUAUCCAGGAAUUAGGGAUAAAACUUGAAGAUCGAAAAAAGCAGACAGUCUGCAGGCAGCACAAGAACAAACACAAGCUGUUCUGUGAAGAUGAUGGUGAGGUGAUCUGUCUGGUUUGUGAUAAAACCCAGAAGCACGGAUCUCACACUCUGGUGCCCAUCGAGAAGGCUGCGCAGGAAUACAAGGUGAAACUCCACAAAGACAUUGAGCUUCUGAAGAAAGCGAAGGAGGAGAUUUCAGAGCUGAAAUCCAAGGAGCAGAAUAAACCGAAAGAGUGGAAAGAUGUAAAGGACACACUGGCCAGGAGUGAGCAGGUGAGGCUUCAAGAACCAGAGCUCAGUGCUGCUGAACUGAAGAAUGCGUACGGAGUCCCCGGCAUGAUGGAAGUGCUGAGGGAAUUCACAGUGGACGUGACUCUAGAUCAAGACACGGCAAAUCCCAAACUCAUCCUGUCUGAGGAUCGGAAACAUGUGAGACGUGGAAACAUACACCAGGAUCUGCCCAACAACCCUGAGAGAUUUGAUCCUUAUCCCUGUGUCCUGGGUGCUGAAGGGUUCACGGGCGGGAGGCGUUACUGGGAGGUGGAGGUGGGAGACAAGACUCAGUGGGAACUGGGGGUUUGUAGGGAAUCUGUGAGCAGGAAGGGGCAGGUCACAUUCACACCCGAGGAUGGAUUCUGGUCUGUGUGGCUGAGGGAUGGGAGAUACCAGGCCCUCACAUCCCCCUGGACCUCCCUCCCCAUGAGCGUCAGGCCCGGCCGGGUGGGGAUUUUCCUGGACUAUGAGGUGGGUGAGGUCUCGUUUUACAAUGUGACUGACAGGUCCCAUCUCUUCACUUUCACUGACACCUUCUCCGGGAAGCUCCGCCCUUAUUUCUAUCCUGGUCCCAACGCUGGGGGUAAAAACGCAACUCCCCUGAUAAUCUGCCCAGUCCCAGCUCAGGCCAGAGGGAAUCUCUGUCCCUGACAGUGACCCCGCGGCAUAGACUGGCCCCUCCCAGCCCUGCUGCUCUUCCCGCCCCCAGUGGUGGGGGCCAGUUACUGCAGGCAACUGGUCUUUUUGUGUGGACAGGAUGCUGCCCGUUUCCCUUUUCAAUUAGAGGCUCCAGUCGAAAACUGGACACUUGGCAACCGCCAGCCCUCACCUUUCCCCAUCCCCUGCCCCAUGAGUAGCAGAUAGUGACGGACGGGGAUCAUUCACUCCUGUGAGAAUUUUCUACCCCUGUGAAAUCUCCAUAUAAAAUAUAAAAGAAAAAAAGAUUAUUCUAAUUUAGAAAAUGUUAUUGUAACUAGGUGUAAAUACAAGAAUAUUUUAAUUUACAUUUCAACAGUAUUUAAAAAACAAGCAUCUAAACAUAUAUUUUAGAAAUGGAAUUAUUUACAUUUAUUUUUUUAUUCUUCCCCCAAAUCUAUAUUGAAAUUUAACUUCUCUAAAUAACGUCAUUUGUAUUUCAACUGUGGAAUU
Messenger RNA from Mauremys mutica (yellowpond turtle), 1701 nucleotides. RefSeq names its product E3 ubiquitin-protein ligase TRIM39-like. NCBI's taxonomy places the organism in Eukaryota, Metazoa, Chordata, Testudines, Geoemydidae. Gene Ontology annotation, molecular function: protein binding; zinc ion binding. The coding region runs from base 1 to 1203 and encodes 400 amino acids. The record is from RefSeq and is a predicted model, not a curated record. The transcript has 5 exons.